AUGACUCUCCAUUAUCUUGAAGAACGUGGUCUUACUCAAGCAUUUUUUUCGAUAUGGUUUGAAAACAUUGAAAAAUUUAAACGUGUUCAUGAUAAGAAACUUGUUAUUGUAGCGCUUUGUUCACUAUUGGAAUUACCUUUUGAACAAUUACCACCUACAUUACAAGGUGGAUGGACGCAAGUUUUGGAUGGUAUUUUAACAGUAUUUAAAUCUUUACCUAAAGCUGAAGAGAAUCGAGAAAAUCUCGAGAAAAGUUAUGAAGAAGAUGAUAGUGAUGAUUCAGAUGAACUUGAGUCUCUUGACAAAGCAUAUGGUGAGGACGAUAGUGUAG
Racocetra persica is the source of this 331-nucleotide messenger RNA. Lineage: Eukaryota; Fungi; Glomeromycota; Glomeromycetes; Diversisporales; Gigasporaceae. The record is from the annotation of a GenBank genome assembly.